This is a messenger RNA of Acanthoscelides obtectus, 2922 nucleotides long. The record is from the annotation of a GenBank genome assembly. Lineage: Eukaryota; Metazoa; Arthropoda; Insecta; Coleoptera; Chrysomelidae.
UUUUAUGAUUCCCCACUUAAUUUUAAACCUUAACCAAACUGUGUUUGUAUUUUCGAAUGUGAUCGUGUUUAGAAGAGUUUACCAAAGGCUUAUGUUUAAUUUUGUUCAUUGACAUAUACAUUGUUAUACGUACUUAUAAAAUAAUCCUGGAUGACCUGGAACGUUCAGUGAGGCUUUUGGAGGAUGCCCUAUCACUUCAACUAGAGGAUUAUUCAAACUACCGGGGAGAAGAACCCUACAUGAAACAAAUGUUUCGCUUACCCUCACAAAUCUUGAGCGACACAAUUUACUUAGAAAUGAUGAAUCCUCCAUGUAUGAUAGAACGUUGGCAAGUAUUAUGAAUAAAACUAAUAUGCUAUCUGGCAGUGUAUUACAAAAAAGGGAGAUGCCGUGGACUGUUGCUCUGAAUUGCUUGUACAUAGAGUUUUUUGAAAUCCUUCAGGGUCAUUCAGGUAGACAUGAUAUCUUAGAGGUAGUAUCAGACCUGGGUCGUUGUUGCUCUGAUGCUUUAAAAAUAAUACAAGGAUUUAAAUCUAAAGUGGCAGUAACUCAGAUAGAAGAGGAGUUAUGUAUAGAAAGAGAAAGGAAUACAUGGCGAUUAAUUUUUAUCUUAUAUCAGGAUAGACUGCUAACUCAAGGUCUAAUGGAAGAUAAAGGUAUUCCACAAUAUUGCGGCCGUUCGGAAAAACUUUGCAUGCAGAAUCUCUUCAAACGCGAUAACCUGGUGCGUGAAGCUCAGAUGGUGAUCGAUUGGUUAGAAAGCAAUGCAGCCGAUAGAGAUGAUGAGGCACUGCAUUUUUCUGAUAGUACUGUAGGAUGGGAAAAUACAUUGCACCAAUUGCAGUCGGCGGACACAAUAGCUUUUGAAAGUUCAAGGGAGAUAGUUCGCCAUUUGGACCCUGAUGCACCACACUAUGAAAAAAAGCCCCUCCACGAUUUGGACAUGGAAGACGAAAGAAGAUUAGAGAGGAAAAUAUUCACAGAGAUAAGAUGUGGGAAGUUAGAAGAUGCUCAACAGCUGUGUAGGCAAAGUGGUCAUUCUUGGAGAGCAGCCAUGUUAGAAGGUUGGAGAUUAUUUCACGAUCCCAAUAUGAAGGAAACUAACGUAGAUGCAGAUCCAAAUGAUGAAGACGCUGGUUUUGAAGACAUGGAACAGGAUAAACCAAAAGAUAUUGAAGGAAACUGCAACAGGGACGUUUGGAAAAAUAUUGCAAUUAAGUACUGUAAACAGGACGAUCUCACUUCAUACGACAAAGCAGCGAUAGCUUCAUUUUGUGGCUAUAUAGAAGCGAUGUUGCCAGUCUGUCACACAUGGGAGGAUAAUUUGUGGGCAUACAUGAAAGCUAUGGUUGAUAUAAAGGUCGAAUCUGAGAUCAGAGAUUGUGUAACCCGAUAUAAAGUCUAUUCGCCUCUACCAGACGAAUAUUGGGCUCAAAGGAUGUCUCUAAAUGAGCUAUUUUCAUCUCUGGAGUCGUCAAGGAAUCGCACAGUUGCCGAAGAAGCUAAAAAAUAUGAAUAUGUAAUACAGAAGCACAUCAUUCUUGACGAUAUUCCAAAUCUGUUGCUGAAGUUUGAAGAAUGGGUAGAGGAUGAUGAACAGACGUCGCAUUUUUUAAGGUUCCUCGCUCAUUUGGUUUUAUUUUUUGAUCAAAUUGGCCAUGGUCAUAACAGAGAAAUUGUUGAAAAGGUUCUGGAAAUCUAUAUAAAAAGACUUAUGGACAUGAAUGAAACGCAGCUAGUUGCAUUCUACGUCAGCAAAUUAAACGUACGAAAUCAAGUGCUUCUUUAUGCCAAAUAUCUGGAAGCAGUUCACGACACAGAAGACCGGAAAGUAUCCUUAGAAUAUGCAGAAAACAGUGGAUUGAAUAUUUUCGCAAUCACAAAGCAGGUGGUUGAGAACAUAAGAAAUAUUCCACAUGAUGUAGAGGAAAGUGGAAAUUUGCAGCCAAAACUGACGCCAGUCGACAAAUUAAAGAUAUCUGCUUUAGACUGGGUAUUGUUCUACGAGGAACAGCGUGGAGAAGCAUUGUUUCAAGCAAAUAGCUUAAUGUUCGCCUUUUUAACUUUGGGUAAACUGGAUGCUGCUCAACUGACCUUUAACAAGUUACCAACUGAUAUUAUUGAAAAAAUCAAUGCUGAAGAUAAAGUUGGAGAUGAUCUGAAUCAAGCUGUCAAAGAGUACUUGAGUUACAAAGCCUAUCUAGACGCACACGAAGCCUUCAAUGAAUGGUUUAAGCACUCGAAGAGCAAACCGAUGCCUCCUGAAGGUCUGCCCGAGAACGCACAGUUCCCGGAAAAAGUAGCACACCAACACAGGGAGUCACAAUAUAGAGCUGAGUUAGAAAGAUGGAAACUGGCACACAGUCAUCUAGCAAAAACUGCCAAAACUAUGUUGUACAACGUUCUCUUGUUUCCACAAGGAUGGUUAGUAGGCGCUCAGGAUGAUGAGUAUAUCAGAUCUACCUGCAUACCCAAAAUCGUAUUACUUCUAUACACUGUUUUAUCUGAAACAAAUCAACAUGAAGAAUGUGUUCAACUUGCUGAUAUCUUAGCUGCUGAAAAAUACAGCUUAUAUAAAGUUUAUUCCAGGCACAAGUUGGCAGAGGUUCUAACAAAAUUAGCAGAAAGCUCUGUAGCCUUACUAAAUGAAAGGAAAGAUCCGUGGGGAAAUGAAACAUCUGCAUAAUUUAUUUUACACUGUUGCGUUAGAAAUAUACGAUUUUUUACUUUUUAUGCUCGACUAGUUUCAGUAUCGACGCAGAGUGGAAGGCUAAGUUUGACAGGUAUUAAGGGUAUCCCUCCCUACUAAGCGGGGCAUUGGCAAAUGCUUGUUCCGGUAGUUGUUACACUCAGUAACUUUUUCCGGUUCAACUGAUUGCACAUGCCUCAAUACUUAUUGCUGGGUGGAGAUACAAGUCCGCC